UCCGUGAGCAGCGACGCCCUCGAUGACCGCGCCGUUGAUCAAUACCGUGCUCUGAAUUGCUCCGAACGACGCGCGUCAAAAUAACGUUAUCAAGUUAUCGGAAAGCCCAGGCUUUUCCACAAUGAAAAAGUGAUCUUAAAAAGUUGAGAAAUGAUCGAAAAAUUGUUUUAAACUGCAGGUGAUGGUGUAGAAGUUUUCUUCAAGAAUUGUUAUCAGUAAACGGCGCAUGAUAAGACGAAUUUUUGGGAACGGAAAUACUAGCAGGACUUUCAAGGAUUUUGGGUAUCAAGUGGAAGAUCGAUUCACCCCAGAAUGGCGAAAAAUUCCAGCGAAAGUAGAAUUCCUCUUCCACGAGCGUCGAGACCAUCAUUUCUGCCAAAACUUAAAAUAAUAUCACCUUUGAAGACCACUGGAGCUGGUGCUGGUGGAAAUUCGAGGAGGUCUUCAAUUUUGAGUUCAGGGGGCUUCCUGUCUCCGGAUAUUCAUGACGAUAUUGGGGGUGGCAACUCGAGGAGAUCGACUAUUUUAGCAUCAGGAGGUUUCUUCCCUUCGGAUAUUCAUGAGGAUAUUGGGGUGAAAACACCCAGAGCUAGAUUUUCUUCCGGGCCCUGCUCCUAUUCAACGCCUGGCGGAGGAGAACUAGGGCGGGCUCCCCAUGCAGCCUCCCCAAUCUGGAAGCUCAAGAAUGAAUCUCUUCAGCAGGAGUCCUCCAUGGACCGUCAGGAGGAUGACCCAUUCGGCUCCCUCAAUGGCCAACUGACUAUGCUCGAGGAUGUUGGUAACAGCUGUUUAGUGGAGACAACUGUUGGAAGUACUCUCAGCGACAUUAGCACCAGUAACAUCACCGGUUGCUUGUCAACCCAUCAGUAUCUCUCUCUAAACAAACAAAACUCAUUUGAGCACGACGAGAGCCUCGGCAUUCUCACGCCGGAUCAGAUGACGGAUUUUUCAGUGGCCCUCGGAUGUUCUCGCACGCCCUCGUGUGAGAAUCUCACUGGUUUACGUGGCGUCCCAGCACCAACAACGACUUCUUCAUCGCACAGAUCAAGGCCAACAGAUAUACAAUUUGGAGAUAAUCGUGGGGCUGUUUUGCUUUGCGAGCGUUCACCAUCGCUCGAAGAGCUUCCACUAGAUCCAAAGCCCUUGGAGAGUGAGAAAUUAGUCGAAGGGCUUUAUAUAGAUCAACAAGUGGCCCCUUCAACCGCUGUAACAAGUGCUGCCUCUGCAGUGACAUCAGUGACGUCAGCGGCGUCCCUGCCGAUGAGUUUCGUCACAUCUGUCACAAGUAUCACGAGCCUCGAGGCGGGUUACCAAGGGGACGGUGAGAAUUCCCGGCCCGCGAGUCGUGGCCCAGCUCCACCUGGAGUGAAUCCUGGCAGUUUAUCCGGUAAUUUACCUGCUUCCUGUCAAGCCUGUCUUCUCCAAGAUCCAAUGACUGAUUCGGAUUUUUUCACCGAGAGCGAUGCCGAUGCCCACGAAGAUAUGGGUCGCGGUGAUCGCCGGGCUCAGGUAAUCGAUGGCACUCUCUUUUGUGCACCAGCUGAGCCCCGUAGACGAUGUCCAAGUUUUGCUGGUGAGGAGAUGGACUCGAGCGGGAUUUAUUCGGAUCUUGAUAAACGACAGGAUGAGAGGUUCAAUGGUGAUGAGCAGGUGAGCGGGGAUCAAACGCCGGAUACUGCCAAUACACCGGAUACCGCUGAUACCGCUGACACACAAGUGUCACAGAAAAUCCAGUUGACGCCCAUUCCGAAGACGGAGAUGCCCGCGGUGAUAAUGGAUUUUUUGCAGGUUCCGAAAAAUCCACUGGAUUCAACGAGCGACUCCAACUCUUCAGGUGGCCACGAGGUCACAGUUAUUCAUGUAGAAAAGACUGUAGAUACCAAUCGUAGCAUUACGAAAAUCCAAGGAAAAGUAGAGCCUUCCCCCCUGAAGAAAUAUAAGAUGCCAAAGAAGAAUGUUGAAUCGAAGAUAAAAGCGAUGAUUGGAUCAACAGCUAAAGAAGAUUUGCUUAAAGAACCAAGGCGCGUGACAAGAAAUCGUAAGAACGGUCAUUGGGAUGCAGUAAUGAGUAAGAUUGAAGCGGGUAAAUCUGAGCAGCGAUUGAGGCCACAGCGCAAGGAAGUCAAGUCCCGAUUUAUGGAAAGCCUCACAUCAGCUGCUCCCUCAAGUACUUCCGCAAUAUCGUCAUCAGGGGGAACAAUUGCUACGUCCAAACGGUUACCAGGUGAUGCAAACAACAAUGCGAAAGACAAAAGGCGAUUCCGAGGGCGUCAGGGUAUAAAUUCUCCUAUUCAAGAAACUGCUCGCAGUUCUGUUCGCAGCUCAAUGAGCGAUCUGAGCAGUGGCCUCAGCAAAGAAACCAUCUCCAAACGAUCCAUAACAGCAGUGACUCAACAACGAAGAACCGUCAAUGGUCGGACGACCCUCAAGUCCCGCGUCUCCAGUAAUGAUGCCAAAAAAGCUGGGACACUUGACUUAUCGCCGCUCAAUCUUGAAAAAAGCCCAGUGCCGAUUCGCAAGUCGACAUUGGCACGACGUUCAGCAGCAAACAAUGGAAUUGUUCAUUCUCUGAAACAAGUCGCAUCAGCACCCGCAUCAGUCACAAAAGAUUUAGUGAGGAGAGAAUCUAAUUCCAGUCCACCUAUUUCAGCGAGGAUUUCUAUUGAUACUCGUCAACAGGCGUCCCAGACUUAUUGUGAGAAUGAGUCAUUUAGGAUUAAAAGAACGGAGAAUGCUGUUGACGCUCUCUGUUUGACCAUUCAGUAUUUAGCGAGACAAAACGAAGAGUAUUCAAAGGAAGUACAACAAUUGCUGUGUGACUCCAGAGCAGCUAAAACAGCUCUGCAGGAGACACUCGCCUCCGAGCGUGAAAAUCAUCUGAAAGCCCUGAACCUUCUUCGAGGGGAGUUAGAAGCCGAAUACACUGGACGAAUCUCAAGUCUUGAGAACGCAUUGCACGAAGAACGAUUGGCCUUCGAGGUGCGAUUGAAAACCUCUCUCAAUGAGCUGAUAAAGCAGUACGAAACUGCUUUGGAAAAUCUGAGAUCUGAGCACUUGUCAGAGCUCGAGCACAAAUUGGCCACGGCAAACGUACGGGAAACUCCUCAAGAAUUGUCCCCGUCAGUCCUCGCAGAUGGUCAGGUUAAGAGGGAAUUACAGACUUUAAAAUCCUGCAUCAAGCCAAUUUUAAUAAUGAAACAACGGGUGAACGGCAAGCUCAGAGAGGAGAAUAGUUCAUUGAUGAAAAAACUAAAGGACAAGGAAUUGAAAAUUCAGAGUCUUGAGACUGAGCUCGAAGAGUCUAGAAAAUUAAACAAUGUGAUGAAUUUAGAGACUAGUAGCGAUCAGUCUUCAAGCCUCCAUGCUGAAGUUUGGUCUCUGCGAUCAGUUUUAGAGUUACGAAGUCAGGAGAAUACCUCAAUGAGGAGUGAGAUUGAAAUACUGCGACGUGAAGUCGAGGGUAAAGACACUCUCGAACAAAAAGUGGAAUCCCUCGAAGCCAGAUGUGAAGAUCUCAAAGCUCAACUGCAGAGCAAAGAGGCUUUCGAGCGAGACAUAUCUCACCAGAAUGAAGUUCUCCUGGGUUCAUUUCAUGAGGUGUCAAAGCACAACAAAAGACUCACACAGAGAAACGAAGAACUCCAAUGGCGAUUGAGACAGAAGAACGAAGUUGUGAGUGUUUUGGCAAAUCAGUUAGCAACUCCGGACAGAUUGACAAGGUCAUUGGGUGCCGAGCAUAUUGAUCAUUCAAUAACCCCAGAGAAGAAUUCAGCGGCUUCGUCGAUGAUAAAAUUUAUGGUGCAGAAGGGAGAUUCUGUCUCAUGGACAUUGGCGAUUGAUGAGACCUCAAAUCCUCUACCCAAUAACGAUAAGACACCGACGGUUUCACGACAGCAUUCCUUGAGGAGAACUUCAAGAAAAUCAUUAGAUGUCCGAGCGAGAUCCAAGAGUAUUUCUACUUCAGAUGAUAUGCGGGAGGAUGGCUGGGCCCCUUCUUACAACUCAACACCGCUUCCAAUAAGAAGGAGACCCAGGAGUGAUCCUACAACCACUCCAGGAGAUCAGACCCCUCACAGUGUUGCUAAUAAUCAACAAACAGCUGGACCUAGGCCUCAAGAAGCUGGGGGAGAAGCCAUGAUUUCCGAAGAGACAUCCGCUACAAGCAGUGAGGAUGAGUCCUCAGCUAGCACUGACAUGCCCCGUCUUGCUAUGGAGUUCGCAUGGACUAAUCCUGUCGAGUGAAAUCAACAUAAACGUCGGGUAAAAUUCUCCCUGCAAUUCUGAGAAGGAUAAUUAUCCAUAUAAUUCAGUUCUCUGAGCUCAAAAACAGAAUGGGAGACUAUUGUAGGUUUCUUUGUAAUGGAAAACCUGUUAUUCAACUUGAGAUAUUUUUGGGAGAAAUCAAUAUUAUUUCAGUAAAGUAACGAGAACGAGAUAUGUGAUUUUUUUUACAUUACAUCAGGACAUUAUGAAUUUUUAAACUCAUUCAAUCGAGCUCAUUGGCAGUGAAUUUUAGUCAUCUCGUCUUACUUAAUUAAAAAUGUGAAUACUGCAAUCGCUCUACUUUCUUAUUUUUAUUUGUUGAUGAUCUAUGAUCCAAGUUAAUUUAUUACUUUCCGUGUGAUCAACGUGUGUUUACUGGCAGUUUGUGUCUAAAAAUGAGUGCCUGAAAUCCUGUCCGCGUUUUUUUUUGCUUCUUUUGGGGCAAUUAAAGGAAGUCAAGGACGACUAGAAACGGAUAUUUUAAUGGAAAAUAUGGUGUUCUAAUGACCAAAAAAGAUUUUCACAACAAAAUUGCAUUUUUUCUUCCUUAUAAAAUAUUUUAUUUUUUUUAUCACGUUUGUAAAUAUUUGAUGUUAAUGAUUAUCAUUGUGUGUUUAGUUUACAAAAUGAAUUUUCCUGUACAUAUAUAUACAUAUGAUUGUAUAUUCAUAGAUUGAUUCCAUCGUAUUCAUUUUUUCUUACAAAUUCUUGAUUUCAAUUUAAGUCGUUCAUGGAACAAGAGUAAAUUCAUGUGAUUGAUAAUGUUAGAAUUCCUAUUUGUCACUUCAGAUUAAUAUGGACUUAAUAUAUUAUAAAAAUAUGUCAUUGGCGUUCUGGGAACUCGAUGAGUUCCUUUUUUACACGUGAUUAACGAUAUUACAAUAUGAGAAAAAUCUUCAAAGGUUUAAAAGUAAAUUUAGCGGAUAAACUCAAGUAAAAUGCUAUGGAAAUUUAGAAUUUAGUGAAGAAACAAAUAAAAGUAUUAUGGGCUCGA
Diachasmimorpha longicaudata is the source of this 5257-nucleotide messenger RNA. RefSeq lists its product as uncharacterized. Gene Ontology annotation, molecular function: microtubule binding. Bases 313 to 4242 code for a protein of 1309 amino acids. Lineage: Eukaryota; Metazoa; Arthropoda; Insecta; Hymenoptera; Braconidae. The transcript is spliced from 9 exons. The record is from RefSeq and is a predicted model, not a curated record. Gene Ontology annotation, cellular component: nucleus; cytoplasm.